Messenger RNA from Aspergillus ibericus CBS 121593, 1525 nucleotides. RefSeq lists its product as uncharacterized. Lineage: Eukaryota; Fungi; Ascomycota; Eurotiomycetes; Eurotiales; Aspergillaceae. The coding region runs from base 422 to 1417 and encodes 331 amino acids. The transcript has a single exon. The record is from RefSeq and is a predicted model, not a curated record.
CUUCCGUCCGUCGUCAUGGCCCCCCUUUCGCAAUCCAGCCCGGAGUGGCUGCUGGGUGCUUCUGCGCCUUCUUCCACGAUGACCUCGAGCCUACUUUGUAUUCCCUGUGUUUUCACUAUCCCCAAGGGCGGGGUUGCGACUUAGGUCCAGCUCGUGAUCGCGACAGCCCGUUGACUCACUGCAGCGGCGAGACUAUCCCCGUGUUUAGUACCGACGAUUGAACCACACCUGCUUUCAUACACCCAGCCUCAGUAUCCUACUGUAAUAAGUGCGCGUCACGGGUUCAUCUGCUUGCCGCUGUCAGAUUGACGUCCCUAGAUCCCCAAUCCACCGAGCCAUGCCAUUCCAUCAGCUUGCCACGGAGCUUCUGCUCCAUAUCUAUCGUUCAUGCGACUCGGUCUCCGAUGUGAUGAAUCUGACAAUGACCUGUCGGCGACUGCAUACCGUUUUUCACCGGUCCAAUAAGCUGCAGAUCCUGGUUGAUGUUGCGGAGUCCGAGCUCGGCCCUUUAGAUGAUAUCAUCCAGAUUGUCACGCAGAAUACCAGCCAACGCGCCCAUCUUUUCCGUACCGCACCCAUAUCCGACUCCCUCCUAAAGCAGAUCGUACAAAUCGGGCAUGUGGCUCAGAAGUGGGAAGUCAUAUACCCGGUCAAGAAAUGGAAGGUUGACUACGAGAACCGCCGCUCGCUGGAUGAUGACGAGCGGUUCCGGCUUCGUCGUGCAAUCUAUCGUCUGUGGCUGUAUCACCGGGCAUUCCACACAGACAUCUAUGGUCGGCUCAGCCGCACCAUUCCACACAUCGUCACCGAACGGGCGCAACUUCUGCAUAACUGGUCCACGGCUGAGCUGGCCGAGAUUGAGGACGUGCGUUUGAUAAUCGGUGAUAUCGUGCAGAACCACAUUUGUCCCAGCAACGGGACCAUCCAACGCAAGUUCCGAAAGCGAUACCCGGAGAGUAACCACCAGUUGACGUUCAAUAUUCAUUUGAAUUACCCUACGAGCAGUAAUCCCGCUGGUCCGCCCAGCCUGUUCGAGAAAGACCCCAACCCGGCCGAGCAGUAUUUCCACACAGCGCACCCCAGUAACUUUACCGAGUCUCCGGCAAAGUACAAGUCGCGGUUUCGCAAUGAUUACUUUCAUGACCCUGGGUUCGAGGGUUGGGGUGACGAGAUCCCACAUUAUUAUGUUGUGCAGGACAUGUUGAAGCUUGAUCCCGGCCAGGUGCUGUGGCUGCGAGAACACGCGCCUCUCAAAGAGCAAGUGGAAGUGUACAUCCGGUCCUUGGGGGACUGGUUCCGAGACAACGGAGAAACCUUUGGCGACACGCUGGAGUGGGUGAUGAAAGAGCGGGGCGACGAUAUUGAUGAGUUCCGAGCUGCUAUCUCAGACCGGGAGAUUGGUGUGGUGUGGGAUUGAUUUGAUGAAUCCAGCCCGUUUAUGCAUAGCAUAUUUAUGAGAUGGACAUUACUACGGCGUUGAGCAAUGAGCUAGAAUUAUCUACAGCAAUCAAGACUGUCUCUUCAC